GGUAGCACUAUGGCCAUGUGGUUAGGGCACUCUCUGCAGUGUGAGCGACGAGGUUUUCAGCACCGCUACAUGCCCCGGUUCCUGGGUGAGUUUACUAACCACGGAGGCUUCAGGAUUUACCUCCACCCCAGAGCAAUGUCCUGCUAUGAUCUGUGUCCCCCCACCCCCUGUGGCCCAACCCCACUCGCCAACAGCUGCAAUGAGCCCUGUGUCCGGCAGUGCCAGGACUCGACAGUGGUGAUCCAGCCCUCUCCUGUGGUGGUGACCCUGCCUGGCCCCAUCCUCAGCUCCUUCCCUCAGAACACCGCUGUGGGAUCCUCGGCAUCUGCAGCUGUGGGGAGCGCUCUCAGUGCUGGGGGAGUCCCCAUCUCCUCCGGCAGCUCCUUGGGAUUUGGGAGCUUUGGCUAUCCAGGUCUGGGCAGCGGGUACAGCCGGCCCUACCGUCGCUACAACACCUACCGCAGUGGCUUCUGUGGGCCAUGCUAAAGCAUGAGGAGCAACCAGGAAGAAAUGACCAGAAACGCUGAAGCACGACCUGACACAGGAGAGAGCUCAUGGCCAUGGUUUUCAGAUGUGGUGUUAGGCCCCCACAACUCCACCUGAAGUGCAUGGAGCUGUGGGAGCUUGGCAUCUCCUAAAAUCAGGCCUUUGCUUGUCUUUUGUUAUGCUUUACUAUAUAUUUCUGAUCAGAUGUCUUGUUCGCUUAUGCUUUUUUGUAUUUGAUAAUGACUAGGUAAAAUAUGUAAUUAUUAGAAGUUGUUCUGCAUGACUGAAUUAGUACAGUCCAUUUAAGUUACAAAGAAGGAAGAUCUCAUUUUGCUGAGUGUGUCAUUGUGGGAGGGAUGAGAGGGUACUGUCCUUACUGGACCUUGAAAAUGUAUUCCUUACACUUUACAUUGCUUCCUUCCAUUCCUCAGCCUCAUUAAAUUUGUGCUGCAUCAUA
Molecule: messenger RNA, 943 nt
Organism: Cygnus atratus (black swan)
Lineage: Eukaryota; Metazoa; Chordata; Aves; Anseriformes; Anatidae
Product: feather keratin 1-like
Exons: 2
Coding region: 10-486 (158 amino acids)
Cellular component (GO): intermediate filament
Molecular function (GO): structural constituent of cytoskeleton
Source: RefSeq, a predicted model, not a curated record